Messenger RNA from Musa acuminata subsp. malaccensis (wild Malaysian banana), 2406 nucleotides. RefSeq lists its product as uncharacterized. The record is from RefSeq and is a predicted model, not a curated record. NCBI's taxonomy places the organism in Eukaryota, Viridiplantae, Streptophyta, Magnoliopsida, Zingiberales, Musaceae.
GAAUCCCUUUUCCGCAUCGCUUCUCUCUCCUUCCCAAAUCUCCCCCAAUUCCCACCACCAUCUCGUCUAACACUCGAUCGAACGCCCUCGCGCUCUCCCUCUCCCGCCCAAUUCAGUAUUUAAACUCGACUCGAUCACCUCGUCCCUCCCUCCCUUUUGUUCUCCCCAUCGCGCUCUCUCCCCCUCCUCUCCCCUCCCGUUAGGGUUUCUUCGCUCUCCCUUCUCUCAUGGCUCCUGAUCUCUUUCCCCCUUGCAGAUGGGAGACGAGGGCCACGCGAAGGCCUCCGCCGCAGAGCCUCCGGCGAUCAAGAAGAGGGCGAGGGACGGCGGGGAUCUGAAGCGGGUGGCGGAGAUCGUGAUGGUCCUUUCGGCGAUGGGCCAGAUGCGGGGCGGCAGGCAGCCCACGGCGGCGGAGAAGGCCCUGGUCGCGGAGGCGAGGGAGCGGCUCGUGGCGAUGUGUGAGGGUGUCAAGCCCAAGGAGCUCUUCUCCGGGGAGGCGGUCAGGGUCGUGGUGGAGGAUCUCGGACUGAAUAGGUCCAAGGAUCCCGUCAUGGGGUUCCGGCCGCCCAAGAUGUCGAUUGCCGACAAGUUGCUGCUCACCAAGAAAAAGAUUGAAGAGUCCAAGGCUCACAUGCAGUCAUCAGUUUGUUCACCUCAACAUCUUCCUGUAAGCUUUGGUGCAAAAUCUGAUAUCCAUAGAGCCUUGGCUCAAGAUGCUUCUAGGUUUAUGCAUGACAGAAGUCCAAUGGGAACCUCUGCUGGAGGUUCACAAAGUGCUUCACUGAUAACGCGUGCUCCGUUGCUAACUUCUGCUGCCCCUUCUUUGAAGCAGCCACAUUUAAAUGAUGUUCAGGCUGGUGUGAGUUCUGUAAACAAAUUAUCCGGCUCACUUGAGAGGGGUACGCCUUCAGCACAUAUUGGAUUAAAUGCAAGAAUGAAUGGUUCAUCUUAUCUGACACAAGAUCAAGCUGAAAAUGUGUCUCAGAAAAUCCCAACAAUCUCCUCUGUGCAAUCAACGUCUGCUGCUGUGGCAAAGUUUGGCCAAGCAAACAAAUUGUCAGAUCAUAUUUCUGUUAAGACUGAGGGUGCUCUUGGUGUGAAUACUGUCAAAACUUCCCAUCAGACGAUGAUAAAUCAUGAAACAAAACCUUCUAUGAUGCAAGCUGGACAAGGAACCCUACAAAUAGUACAUCAACCUUCUCAAGGCUUGACAGUUGUUCAUACACCCGGUCUUUUUACCAAUCAUAACGACAUUGCUAAAAACAUUCAGAGGAUACUACAAGCAAAUAUUUCUGAUCAUCCAAGUUGGACUCCCCCAUCAACUGAGUACAUGAAUUCUACUCUCAAUUGCCAAGUAUGCAAGAAUGCUAUCACCGAUAUUGAAAGUUUGCUUGUCUGUGAUGCUUGUGAGAAAGGAAACCACUUGAAAUGUCUUCAAUCUUAUGGUAAUAAAGGCAUUCCUAAAGCAGAAUGGCAUUGCCCCAGAUGCUUAGCAUCAAGUAAUGGAAAGCCCUUGCCACCUAAAUAUGGUCGGGUUACGAGAGCUCCUAUUGGUGCACCAAAGGCUACUUCAAAUGCAAGCAUUCAUGCUUCUUCUAAGAAAACAGAAAAUUUGGACAAGGUUAAUCAACAAAAAGCAAUUCCCAGUGGCAUUUCUGGUGUCUCUCAACAUGCCUAUUCUUUGAAUGAGGAGGGAAAACAUCAUGAUCCAGUUCCAGAUUCAAGGACAACCAGUCCAGAAGUACAAGUUACUUUGACCACUGUUGGUGAUAAAAGAGCAAAUGAAACAUGCAAUCUGAUUGGAUGUAAUAAUUUAAAGGAAAUAAGUGGGCCCAUAUGUACUCCUGGUACUCACUGUGAGGAUACUAACAACAUAGGGAAUAAUAGAUUAUCCUUGGCUGGCACUAAACCAACUGCUGAGUCUGUUUUGCAGCCUAGGACAGCAUCAGAAAAUUUCUGUGAGCAUUCACAUGAUAUGGAUGUUGAAAAUAAUCAUUUGUCUAAAGUGCCAUUUGCACAUAAUUUUGACCAAAUGAAAUUGCCAAGUGAUGGCAAGUCUCCUGCAAAUGAACUGGACAAAGAUGCCAAACUUGCCAUGACCAAGCCUGAAGAAGCCCUUGGUGAAAAGAAUCUACCUGAGAACAUAGAUGGUUGUAAUGCUAGAUUAGCCAAUGAAGGCAGCACCCAAUCAACUGCAGAUAGAGAUGGAUACACGAUGAAUCAAAAAGCUAAUUUAGGCACUAAUGCAAAUUGCUGUUCAUGAAGCUGACAAAACUUGGCAUACUACGCUACUGUUGUAUGCUCUACAACUCACGCUUAGCAAUUUAGUCUCCUUGUUGAUUCCUCUGUGCUUAAAUGCCUGCUAACCAGAUGUUAGAGAUUUGAUUACUUCAUCCAAUAUUAUAC